Molecule: messenger RNA, 528 nt
Organism: Ostrea edulis (European flat oyster)
Lineage: Eukaryota; Metazoa; Mollusca; Bivalvia; Ostreida; Ostreidae
Product: variant surface antigen B-like
Exons: 2
Coding region: 1-528 (175 amino acids)
Source: RefSeq, a predicted model, not a curated record
AUGUAUAGUACCGAGCUCAGUCAGGACGCCGGAAGUGUGUAUAGUACCGAGCUCAGUCAGGACGCCGGAAGUGUUCAUGACGCCGGAAGUGUGUAUAGUACCGAACUCAGUCAAGACGCCAGAAGUGUGUAUAGUACCGAGCUCAGUCAGGACGCUGGAAGUGUGUACGGUACCGAGCUCAGUCAGGACGCCGGAAGUGUGUAUAGUACCGAGCUCAAUCAGGACGCCAGAAGUGUGUAUAGUACCGAGCUCAGUCAGGACGCCGGAAGUGUGUAUAGUACCGAGCUCAGUCAGGACGCCGGAAGUGUGUAUAGUACCGAGCUCAGUCAGGACGCCGGAAGUGUGUAUGGCACCGAGCUCAGUCAGGACGCCGGAAGUGUGUACAGAAUCAAGCUCAGUCAGGACGCCGGAAGUGUGUAUAGUACCGAGCUCAGUCAGGACGCCGGAAGUGUGUAUAGUACCGAGCUCAGUCAGGACACCGGAAGUGUGUAUGGCACCGAACUCAGUCAGGACGCCGGAAGUGAUUGA